AUGAAAAGAAUGAGAACUGCUGCAGACUCUGAUAGUGCUACAUCAGAGAAUGAUGUUGAGAAUUCGUAUAACACUGACAACGAAGUGGAAAUUGAUUCUGUGUCAGAAAGUGAUUCUGAUAAUGUAGAUGAUACUAGUAGUGAAGUAGGUGACGAAAGCGAGCCAUGGGCUCCUUUAAAAGCUGAAGCAGCCCAACAAAGUUUAUCAGAAUUCGAAGAACUAACGCAGAAUUUCACUGCAGAAGGUUUUGACGAAAACGAAACUAAAGAUAAGGCAUAAUAAUGUAUAAAUUUGCAGAGUAUUUAUCUGGAACAUCUACUAUGGAUAAGACAACUAAAGAGAGAUCCAGUACACAAAAGAUUAUGGAAACCACGGAUGUCUUUGUCAACGAUGAUAAUUUCGACCACAGGGAAGCGUUAGAGGCCGCUAUUGACAGGAGAGGAUCUCUUUUGAAAAGACUUUUCAGAAACACAUGGUCUCCUAGUGACAUUGACUCUUGUUUGUUUUUGGUUUAUAAAAAUAAAAUAAAAUAAAAUAAAAUAAAAUACCAUUCUGUGUGCUAGUUAUUUUACCCUAACCCAUUUCUCUAACCCGCUCCCAAGUCCCGGCAAACCUUCAAAAAGGCCUUUGGGGCCACAACUAUUUAAUGUUAGGAAAUCAGUUGACAUUUAUCAUUUGACAUUAUGCCUCGGAAGUGUAAAGAUUGUCCCAUCUGCGGCAAGCGAGCUUUAAAAUGAUUGGCAAACCAUUUGGCAGAACUUUCUUCCGAAGAAAGAUAACCUUAUCGUAUUACUUAGAAAAUGUCAAAGUGGAAUAAAAGCGGAAAAAAGAAUAUACCCAUCCGUCAACCAAAAUCCUCCAGGAAGAGAACAAAAUCGAAUACAAAACCUGCUAAUAACGUGGACAAUACAGAAAUGAAUGAUGACUCGAAGGAGAGGUUAAAGUUAGAAACAAAAACUGGAUAAAACUCUUUAGUGGAUAAUAUAUUUAUACAGACAAGAAUUUUAUUAACUUUGUAUACUUAAAGAAAUAAAUGUGCUCUAGAAAGAAAUCAUGUGCUUUUGCCUAUUUUAUACUCGCGCUCUGUGUCCACGCUUAUAAUAGACCGGUAUUAUCCUUCAAUAUCCCUAUUAUGAUGUACAUUGUGCGCAUCUUAUCGCUACUGAUCGUUUAAUAAUCGUAGGUGUAUGCAAAUAGCGAACAUAACAACGCAUAGUAACGCGUGGAUGUGCUUACUUCGCUUGGUAUAUUUAUUAACAUUGCUCGUUGUGACGAAUAUAGAUUCAUCACUACCAUUUUGUAAACAUACGAAAGCUAAAUAGGCAAUAAUACGACCAAAGUUUGUAACAUUAAUCUCCCUGUUGACUUGUUCAAGGUUUAGUGAUCAUUGUAUUUAUAUGAAACGAUAAAGUUUGCUUAUCAAUAACAAUUUCAUUUCGUUUCAACUCAUCAACAAUUAUAUCUACGUUAUCAACACACGUGGGAGGGACGCUAAAAAUGCCUAGUCAGCAAAUUUUGCCCGGUCUUGUCCAAGCUUGCCCUCGUGACAUCAUUGCAUAUAUUAAUUAAGUGAACACACUCCACACUCCACCAUCACACUCCACCGGAAAUUAAUGUGGAGGUAUGUUAAAGUGGAGGUAUGUUAAUUAAUGUGGAGGUAUGUUAAUUAAUGUGGAGGUAUGUUAAUUAAUGUGGAGGUAUAUUAAUUAUGUGGAGGUAUGUUAAUUAAUGUGGAGGUGUGUUAAUUAAUGUGGAGGUAUGUUAAUUAAUGUGGAGAUAUGUUAAUUAAUGUGGAGGUAUGUUAAUUACCCUCCACACUCCUCCACCAUCCGGCCCCAAAACCGCCUACAUUACUACUGAUGUUUGAUACCUUCAAACUCCGAAAAGUUUUUACUUUUCAUUUAGCUAUAUUUGAAAUUGAGGCCACGGGUUAUUUUUGAAAAUACGGUUCAAAGUCAAGCUAUUUUUACAUAUUUAUGAAAUUCGUCAAAUUUCGCGAGCUAGUUUUGAACUUAGACCGCUGAAGUUACAUUAAGAAACAUAGGAUGGAAAAUUUGAGGUAUAUAAAAUUAAUUUCAACUUACAUUUCAUUCUCACAUUACGUUUUUCUUCGUUUAUUAUUUAAGCAAGCCAUAGCUCGACGUAUACGGUAUUUGCUCCCAUGUUCACGUCGCCAUAUUUACUUCUUCCAAUCACUCGAUUACAAAAAAAAUAUCAUCCCAAAACAAGGAAUUCAUGAUCGAUUUUUAAAAGAAUAACCUUAAAUUUGUAAAUUGUUUGAAUGGAAAGCAAAAAAUCGUCCGAUAAACAGUUUCUUGCUAAAUUUCUGCUUUGAUUUGAAUGUGCAAUGGAGCUUUGUUUCUGCCCGCAAUUUUUUGAUCAGCGACGAUAAAUUUCCCACCUGUUCACUGAUACAUGUUCUAAUUCUAAUUAGUGUAUUUUGCUUCAUACAAUACAUAUGUGUGUGGAAACAUGUAUUGUAUGAAGCAAAAUAUAAAAUUAAAUUACCUUGGAAACACUUAAAUUGCAAUCCCUAAAAUUUUAAAUUUUUUCUUAAAUCGCCUUAAAUCGCGCUAAAACGCCUAAACUCGCAUUGCUCAAAAGUUGCAGUUUUUUCUUAAAUCGCCUAAAAUCGCCUAAACUCGCAUUAUCUCGCGGCGAGUUUAGGCGAGUUACUGCAGACUGCUAAAGCUUAUAGUAUUCAGCUAAAGCGCACUUCACGUGACUUGUCAGGCUGUAGUAAUGGCAUGAUAUUUUUUAGGGUAUCACGGUGCUUUUAAAAAUCCAUUUAUCAUGCUGAAUGCUUAUGUCAACCAACCAGGACAGCUGCAAGCAUAA
Paramuricea clavata is the source of this 2838-nucleotide messenger RNA. The record is from the annotation of a GenBank genome assembly. Lineage: Eukaryota; Metazoa; Cnidaria; Anthozoa; Malacalcyonacea; Plexauridae.